AUUUAUUUUAACAUUGAUAGACUUCUAUCUUGCAACAGUGGAUUGAAGAUUUUUUGCAUAUGGAUACCAAGUCUGCAGAGUGGAGAGACAUAGAAACUAUAGGAUCGAGGCAAGCAUUGAGGAUUGCAACAGAGUUCCCCCAUAUGACUGUUCGUUUCGCUGCUUUUGCAUAUACUGAGUACAUUUUGGAGUUGCGCGAGGAUGCGUCACUCAAGGACCUAGAUCUUGUCUAUUUUGAGAUCUGGAGACUUGUCAUUAGGGAUAAGAAAAAUUACAUGGAUGCCGUAAAGGAAGUAUAUGGAAUGGACAAGUUCCAUAUACACAAACGGGUAAUGGAUGCUGAACUGAAUUCGUCUCCCGCCUUCUGGACAAUGAAACAAAGGGCAAGUUGUUCUCUUAAUUAUUUUUGGGCUGUUAUGCAAUUUUAUAACCAUCUCCUGUGA
This is a messenger RNA of Lolium perenne, 443 nucleotides long. RefSeq lists its product as uncharacterized. Lineage: Eukaryota; Viridiplantae; Streptophyta; Magnoliopsida; Poales; Poaceae. The record is from RefSeq and is a predicted model, not a curated record.